UGUACUUAAAGAAAGUAGUUCGUUUCAUUCCCCUAUAAAUGGCCAGAGGUAGCUGUUGAGGUUCCAACCGGCUGUGUUCCUUGUAGGAGGCGGUAGGGCUGGAGGAUGGCGCUCUUCUUUUAAGGAAAACAACUCUGUUAUUCACUCUCAUUGCUUACAGCUUGGUUGAAGGGCUGUGGUCUUUAUUCAGAGUAGAAGGUGCCAAGGUGACAGCCACCAUUCUUUAAGCAAGAAUGGACAUUGGGCAGCUUGUGGCCUUUUCUCAAUUCGUGCAUUCUACUGACUUCUGCCUUGUUAUAGCUUCUUCAAACGCACAUCUUUGGUGUCUACAUGCAACACCUUGGAAGAUGACUUUGUAGAUUUUCCUGCUUAUAAGGCUGAUUUUUGACUAGCUCUCCAUAGGUAACGUAUAGAGCUAGUCAUAUUAAGCACUGAGCUGUAGAAAUGACAAUGGUGGCAUGUCUGAUACCUUGGUCACGUUAUCCCCCCCUUGCUUUCUCCUCCUUGGGUUCUCUCCCUCUGGUCCACGUUGUGUGGAGACCUGUAACGGUUCUUUGCAGGCUAGCUAUUUGGGAGAUUGUCUGCAAAUGUUAAUGUGUCUCUGGAGGACACCAAAAAUCAGCCAAAGCUGCCAAGAGGUAGCUCGUGAAGAAAACUCUGGAAUUCUAAAGCUGUCUCUGAUAUUUAGGUUUUCUCCAAGGAACUUUCCCCUAACAACAAAAUUAUACAGCAAAACAUACUUUGGGUUGACUUUUUUUUAUUUUUAACCAAAGUGUGUUAAAUGUAACCCUAAUUAAUUUGUAUUGUGUCUUUAAAGUUAGGUAUCAGAAUACUCCAAAUGGUCCUGAUUUUCAUGCUCUUGAAUCUUCAUGGCCUUCAUAAAGUUACUUUGUUUCUUAUUUGUUGGAGCUUAAGUAAUGCAGAGAUUAUUGGGAAUUAAGAUAAAGAUGAGGUAGUUCUGGGAAGGUGGUAACUUGAACCUUUACUCCCUAGUUUAUUUCCUCUCCAUCCGGGAGCACAGAAGGCUUUGGAUUCUAGCUGGAAUAUCAAGGAGAGAGAGCUGGGACAGAUUGGGUUUUUCAUGACGUUAAAGUAUGUGGACCGCCAUAUCAGAGGCUAUGACCAGCUGAAGUGUAGCUCUCAGAAGAACUUAGGCCCAGAGUUCUGUGGAUCCUCUGGGCAAGAUCAACAGUUGCUAUCUGUGGGUGGGCAGGGUGUCCCAAAAGAAGACAUUUGCUGGCGGUAUCUUGUGAGUGACGUCAGCAAGGGCCAGCACAAGCUUGCGCACGCCCCAACUGUCGAGGCUGCCCGGAAGGCACUAACGUUGAACUCAGGGUCCAAGAGCUCUUUUAUCCUGAUGAGGCCACGCUUAAGACAACACGGGACUCCCGAGGAAGCUACCCUUAGCUGUGGCCAGAGACCGGCGGGCGCACUGAACCUUUGUGAACGGAGUGCGGGAAGUGGACUCCUGAUGUCUUCAUGCCUUUCCCAGGGCACCCGCACCCACGCGGCCAAAGUCAACGCCGCAGCCGCAGCCGCCUCUCGGAAACGGAAGCCGAUUUCCAGAGCUUCCAAGCGGCCCUGUGGGCGGUUAAGGCCCUGCCAGGAUCUCUCUGCUCCCGCGGAAGAAGCUUCUGUGUCAGCUCCCUCGACCCAGCGUCCUCGGCAGAAGCAACAGUCUCUUGCAGCCAUGUCUGAGAGCUCAACAUUUCCCAAGGUUUUCCACAAAACCCGCAGCAGGAGACGAGACCCGAGGAAGCUGGCAGCCGCCAUGGAGCGGGUGAGGCAGUGGGAAAUUCGCCUGCUUCAGAACCUCGAGGAGGCCUCGCAGCACCACCUCACCGUCGAAACCGAGAAUAAGAGACCUGUUCAGUUCAGUGCAGAAGAUCCGCCAGGGGCCAGCUCCCAUCUCCACGCAGGGCACGGACUUUUGCCAUUCUGGACACAUGUCCACUAAAUUCGAAGCUGGCAAUACUCUUAUAAAUGAUUGUACCACUCACUUUAUCCAAAACACUUGUUCUUUAUUGUAAAACUGUUAAGCACCCUAACCUGCCGGCGCCAUCCUUCCUCUCCUCUUUCCCUCAGCCCCUCUUCAGGGGUAGGGGCAGGGGUGCCGGCUCUUCUCUGAGAUGCUAGAGUAGACCCAGAAAACACCGUGACUGGGAGACACUGAAAACUUUGUUGGAAGAACAACGUCCACUAGAUGCCAAGGGCAUAUAUGGUCUGGGACGUUCCAGGGGCAGGAGAGAUUUAUUUUUAAACUUCAGGUACAGCAGAAAGUUCUCCCUCCAGCUCCUAUCAGUUUAGAGGCAUGUUUUGAAGGGUUACCAACAUUGGGACACCCAGGAAAUCCACCACCAAUGGGCAUGAGGCUGGCUGACAGCUGCAGUUACUGGGCUAGCACAGCAUUUCCGCGGCUCCAGUCGUGUCUGUGGUGGGAACUCACUGUGUAAGAUGCCUCAGCAUUUGGAACCUUUCUGAACUUCCUCCUGUGUGAACGACUGUUCAGGUUAUAAAAAUGAUAGAAGUCUUUUAACUUGUCAAAUAAAACAUAAAAAUAUAAAGACACAAAAACUUACUACGUAACGACAUAAAGGCAAAUACUUCCAAGUAAUUCCUUCUAAUUUGUAUGAAAAAUAAACUGUUUUCUUGACAACUCAGAGAAAAAUAUGAGGAAAGAUUUCGCAAUACAGAAGACUUAUUGACACAAAAAUUAAUAUCCUAACAAACAGUGAAUUUUAACAUGUGAGAGUUAGA
Molecule: messenger RNA, 2757 nt
Organism: Alexandromys fortis (reed vole)
Lineage: Eukaryota; Metazoa; Chordata; Mammalia; Rodentia; Cricetidae
Product: coiled-coil domain-containing protein 201-like
Exons: 1
Coding region: 1082-1957 (291 amino acids)
Source: RefSeq, a predicted model, not a curated record